AUGGAGAUUCAAAAUCACGACUUCGAUUCAUGCUUUCCGAAAGUAAAAUAUUGGAGAGAAAAUGUUCUCUACCAAUUUCAAGGUUUUUGGUUCAACCCUAAACAUCUCCAAGCAACCAAACAAGAACUUGACCACUUCAAACCCCUUCCUAAUGAUGUAAUCCUAGCAUCUUUUCCUAAAACCGGCACCACUUGGCUCAAAGCCCUCCUCUACUCCGUUAUCAAUCGCCCCAGCUCCAUAAAUCAGUUAGUUACCAACCACUCCCAUGAGCUUGUCCCAUCCCUCGAAAUGCAAGUCUACGGACGACCGGUUGCUAAUUCCCCUCCUGGUCAUUUUCCUUCCAACACCUCGUCAUCCACUAGAAUUUUGAGCACUCAUAUACCAUACCAGAUCCUUGGUGAAACUUUGAAUUCAUCGGACUGUCGGAAAGAGAGCUUGGAAAGGCCCGAGAAAUUCUUCUUUAUAACGUAUGAGGAAUUGAAGAGUAAUCCCAUUACUCAUGUGAAGAGAUUGGCCGAGUUCUUGGGUUGUCCUUUUGUGGGUGAGGACAUGGAAAAGCAAGUGGAGGUGGUGGUGAGGAGUUGUAGUAUUGAGACUUUGAAAAAUCAUGAGGUGAAUAAGUCUAGUGAUGUGCCGAGUUGGUCUAUGGUGCCAUAUGAUGCCUUCUUCAGAAAAGGGCAGCUAGCUGCCACAACUCCUAUUUCUUCGCUGUUUGAGGCCAGCUUGCUCGUUUGGCGGCUGACCUAA
Rhododendron vialii is the source of this 747-nucleotide messenger RNA. Its product is annotated as cytosolic sulfotransferase 9-like. Lineage: Eukaryota; Viridiplantae; Streptophyta; Magnoliopsida; Ericales; Ericaceae. The transcript is spliced from 3 exons. The record is from RefSeq and is a predicted model, not a curated record. Bases 1 to 747 code for a protein of 248 amino acids. Gene Ontology annotation, molecular function: sulfotransferase activity. Gene Ontology annotation, biological process: sulfation. Gene Ontology annotation, cellular component: cytoplasm.